UAUGGAGUUUUCUGCCACCAUCACCAGGUAGUAGGUUUGAGACCUGAACGGUCAUAGCCUGUGGGGUAUAGGCUUCCAGAAGGGAGUUGAGUCAGAUAUGGUUGAAGAUUAUUGAUAAAGUCUCCUCAGGAUUGAGGCUGGAAUUCCUCGUAUGUUAGAACCUAGGAUAAGAGGGCUUUGGAUUUCCAAGUGUUUGCCAGAGACCCACAGUAAAAACUGUAUUUUACCUCUCCUUUCCCCCUACCCCUCUCUUUCCUUCAUUCACUUUCUAGAUAUCACACACACACAGACACAUCUUAAGUUUUAUGAAACCGAUACUUACACUCACCAUGUAUGAUAUAUUCUGAACUUAUCUAUUUUCUCUACUUUAUUCACUAAAAAAACUGAACUUGUAAACAUUAUUUCAAAAUUACCUGUAGAGAUUUUUGAAAUGAACUGUAGUAAAUGCAUUGCUCUAAGGAAGGCUUAAGAAUUCAGUCCUGGGCUGAAGAUGUUGCUCAGUCACAUUGCAUAUGCAAAGUCCUGGGUUUAGUCAUCCCCAGCACCAAAAAUAAAAUAAAAUCCAUCCUGCUGAAUCCCUUUGCCUAACAAUUCUUUUCUUUGUUUUUUGUUUGUUUGAUUAUUUGUUUUUGUUGUUUGUUUGUUGUUUUGCUAUUAUUGAGGGGAAAAUCAAAUUCAGCAUGGCAUUCAAGGCCCUUCAAAAUCAAAGCCUCUACCAAUUUUUAAAUUUUCCCCUACUUUCUGCCUCUCCACUCCCCCUCUUUUUUUGGGAGGUGCUGUGGAGAAAACCCAGGGCCUUAUGCAUGCUAGGGGUAGUGCUCCAACACUGAACUAUAUCCCCAGUCCCCCUUAUGUUUUAAUUCAUAGAUCGUUUCAUUUUUAUGGAAAACAUGCUGUCCUUUUAUGCAUCUGUGCCUGCUUUUUUUCAGCUGGAAAUUGAAUCCAGAGGUAUUCUACCACUAAGCUCUUGAGCUAUAUCCCCAACCCUUUUAAUUUGUUUUGAAACAGGGUCUCACUAAGUUACCUAGGUUGGCCUCAAACUUGAAAUACUCCUGCCUCAGCCGCCAGAGUAGCUAAAAUUAUGAGUAUCUGAGGUUAUAGGUGCGUACCACCACACUCGGCUUUAUCUAUACCUGCUUUUGCCCAUGGCAUUUCCUCCACUGGGACUGUUCUUUAUCCUCUUUACCUAGAAUACUCCUCGUCAUUCAAGAUCCAGUUCAAGUGCCCCCUUGUCUCUGUGACCUGGUCAACUACCCCUCUUUUGAUCUCCACUAUCAUGCUAUGCAUCCCUAUAACAGCACACAUUUAUGCAUGUAUGUUCUGUACAUGAUUAUAAGUAUAAACACUGCCACAUUCCCAAAAGGACUCAUGACAAUGAUAUAGAGUAUACUAUGAUUAUUUGUUCAUGUGUUACUCAGUGCUUUUAUCUUAGAGAUUAAGUCUUAAUCUCAACUAUGCUCCUAAUGCUGAACACAGUGUCUGGCCCAGAGUAAAGGGGCUUUGGAAAUGUUUGUAGAAUGGAUGAAAAAAAUGAAUAAGUUCUCUGCAGCCUGGGCAUUCAUUAGACCUAGCUUGUACCAAGUAUGGUAGCACAUGCCUAUAAUCCUAAUAACUCAGGAAGAUGAGGCAGGAGGAUUACAACUUCAAAGCUGGCCUCCAUAACUUAGUGAGACCCUGUUUAAAAAAAUUGCUGGGGAAAUAGUUCAGUGAUAGAGUACCUUGAGUUCAAUCUCUAGUACUGUGAGGGAGUAAAAAAAGACCUGACCUAAUUUAAUUAAAUGGUGCUGCUGGCCCCCAGGAUGAUUAUGGAUAUAGCUCUGAAAGACAAUAAGUGCCAACUCCUGGAUCUGCUCCAAGGUGCCCAAGCUACUGCUGGAAAAAUUGGAAAAGAGGUCAUCCCUAGAGAAGAUCUGGCCAACAGUCCCUACUCAGAGUCUCUGGAUUUGAGUUGCUACCAAUGCUUCUUUCCCAAGCUAAUGAGGGGCUUGAACAAUAAGAGUUAACUAGCGGGGGAUGAAAUUUGGGCCAGUAAAAAGGAUACAUAAUUUCUGACAGAAGCCAGGGAGCAUCUGGUAGAAAGAAGAUUCUGUAUCUGGACCAAUUCCUUUUAUACCAGUCAAAUAUUCCCUUAAAUGAACCCCCAAGCUCUGCACAGUUAUCUCCUUACUCUGCAUAGAACCUGGAGAGCUAGAACAGAGUAGGCAGUAUUCACUCUCCCUGGGUAUAUAGAACGAGAGAAGUUAGGUAUCUUGCUGCAUUGUCACAUAGCCCGUGGAGAUAUUACCUACCCUUCUGCUUCCAGCUCAGGAGACCCUCACUCCCGACCACGGUCAUGAGACAGCCACAUCCUUUUGUCUAUCUGUCUCUUUCAGGAGACAAAUACCAUGUUUGAGGUACUCUUUGGCCUGGGGUACUAAGAAGCCAUAAAGGCUGUGUAUGCUUGCAAUGUGUUCACUUUGAUCACCCGGAUCAGUUGCAUCUUUGUGGUCAACAUGCUGGAUAGCUGCCUCCCAUUGCAGGAUUUCAUUGAUUUCUCAGAAUUGUGUGACAAGUAGGAUGAAAGACCAGCAGGUUAGUGGUCAUCACAGGAAUGUUAAGGAAUGGAGGAAGAGGUGUCUUCUAAAGGUUAGGGUUAGGCCCCCAAAGAGGGAAAGUGUUUUGAUGAGAUCUGAGGGACCAGUUGGCAGAGUCUGGACUUAAACCUGCCUCCUGACUCCAAAACUAGUGUUCUUUCCUUGUUUCCAGGCCUUAUAUUCAUAGAAGACUUUCACUGUCCACUUGUACACUCUCACACAGCACUACCUUGUUCUAAUUCUAAGCUGAGGUCAUGCGUCUUGGGAGAUAAAAAGUAAAACAAAAAGAAAAACAGGAACAGAAAGCAAUAUUCUGGGUACAUGUAAAGGUGGUUCUGAAAUGUGUAGGUAAGCACAGAGGGUAAGAGUAUAUGUGACUGUGGUUUUGUUUCUAUAUAUCAUUGUAUGGAUGUGCACAGGGAUAUGGCUGUGUGUAUACAAAGGAGGUAUGAGUGUGAUGGAAUGUAGACAUAUUUAGCCCAAAGAGAAUGAGUGUGAAUAUUGUGAGUGUGGCUGGAUGUGUAGGUAUAGUUUCAGUUGAGUGGGUACAUACAUAAUGUAGGGUUUGUCUAUAUGUUCAGAGGUGGCCAAUCCACGAACCAGAAGUUGUAGAUAUUUUUUAUUGUAUACAUGUAUGUGUGUGUGUGUGUACACGUAUAUCUGGGGAAGGUGCAUGUUUCUGACCCAAGAACAGGUUGAAUGUGAGUAUGCAAUAGUAUAUUAUGGUAAACUAGAGUGAUUCAAUGUGUUUGUGGGCCUGAAGAGUGUUGGUAAGUCAUUCAGAGUUGUGAGUCCAAGUGUGUAUCCUGUUCCUCUGGACUUGGGAACAGAAGUUGAGUACUAUGAAAAUUAGGCUAGUAUAUCUGGCCUGGAGCUGAGGAUCAUGAAGCUCCUAGAAACACAUCCUUCAUCCUCCAUAAGGGGGAGGCUGAACUGUCAUUAUAUUUGGAAAUUUGGUGGGAAGUCUAGAGGACAAGAGAAUGUUAUCUUACUCCAUGAUCAGGUUUGCUGUAAGUUCAUUUCCUUGUUCUUUCUUCCUGCUCAUGGACUAGAAUAAGAAAAUGCUUCCUUUUCCCUGCCUCCUCCUUCUCACAGUACUCACAGUGUCUAUUAGCAGCAAGCUCCAAAUUGUCAUCUAAAGUCACUGGAUCAUCUAUUCCCUGUGGUAACUUGAUGCUUGUUUUUCCAGGAAAGUCAGAGCCAACCUUUCCUCUUGGGGCUAAGCUUAUUAAAUAAAUUCCUCAAUAAAAUCCUUAGUUGGUUGAAACCCACCAAACUGCCUUGUUAUCUAUCUCCUCCAGGACCCAAAAGUUUCCUGUUUCAUCUAUCCUUUUUACUCUCCCCUUCCUACUUCCUCUGGCUAGGCCUGGGCCAGAGGCCCAUCUUCCCCCCUUCUAGAAAAUGGGAGUCGAGAACAGUAUGUGUGUAGGAGAGAGGAAUUGCUGGGGGAGUUCAUAGCUCAGAACUAGAGCCAGAGCAGCUGCCUGGGUCCCUCAUGUCAGCCCCCUUUCCUUGUUCCAUAGACUGUCAAAAUCACCUUCUACUACCAUGCCAAUUUCCUGCCAUUGUCAGAACCCCAGAGGAUCUUUUUCCGGACAGACUGGGAUGAAGUCCUGCAGGCUCUGUAAAAUGUCUGGAAGCACUUUGUAAGGCACAUUUAAUGGUUGAAACUGGACAAGGUUGUAGCCAAGGGCCUGGGCUUUGGAUUCACUUAUGCCUCUCUGGGCUCUCUGAGACCUAUGCCAGAGACCCAUGGCAUGGCAGCUAGGACCUGGGUUGGCCCAAAGGUAACUGAAUGUUAGCCCUGGUCAUAAGUCUAUCCUUGCCUCCUUCACAUAAAUGGAGAACACAUUAUUGUAAAGCAGAUGUAACUACUGGUAGCAGCUGAUUUACGUAGAGCUUCAUUCAGGAAGUCCUACAUGUCAAUAUAUAGACCCCAUAGCUUUCUCCUUUACAUCAAUUUCACCUUUCAGGUCCUGACAACCACAGCCAUCCUUCCUAUACUCUGGGUUAGAAGCAACCUUUAAUAGUCUCACUCUCCUCGGCCUCUACCCUAGAAGUGAAAAUAUGGGAAUAUAACUCUAGCUAGAGAGUUUGAAAAACUUAGGUUUGAUCCUUCCCUGUUCUGUCACCUUAAGCAAAUCUCUUUACCCCUCUGGCUUCAGUUUCCUCCAGCUAUAAAAUGAAUAUCUUGUAACUUGCCCUGCUUACCUCCCAGGGCAGUUGAAAGGCCAUGCAUGAUCUUCGAAAGAUUCAUAUAAGCGUGACUUCAUGCAAAAUAAGCUCAAUGACACGGGCUAAUUUCCUUGAGAAAGUAGGCUGUUCAGAGCCCUGAACAAUGUAUCUGGACAGUGAUUAUGUUUGCAGAACUAUAUACAAAUGACUGUUCUGGUCUUGAGCUGACAGCACAGUUGAUUUUUGAAAUAUUCCAUACAACCCUUCUUACAACACAUUGCCUCUUUAGGGAAAUCCUUAGUUCUGACCCUAAGCCCCUUCUCAAAUUGUUUCUGCAUUCUUUUGGGGUUUUGAGGCUGGCUCUGGUUGUUCAAGCAACAUCUGUGAGCCUCUGGCUUGAAGGAAAAUGACUAGCCAAGAUCUUCUCUUAACCCUUUCCUUCCCUGGCUUUUGCUUCUUUUAGGACACAUUGUCAACUUGUUGCCUGUUAUUUCCAGGGCUCUGGAAGAAAAGUGCAGCCCUCUUGUGUGAAGGCUGGGGGCCAGGACGGCCUCCCUAAGCAAGCAGGCGGAGGCACAUAUAGCCCUAGAUCCCGUCGUUGAAUCUCAGCACUUGCUCCUCUGGCCACAGCAGGAACAAGAGGCUCCUGGAAAGCCCCAACUUCUCACCAGCUCUUCCAUGAGCACACCCUGGUCCCAGGGCCUGAGAUUUCUCCAUGCAGGAGCAGCCAGAAACUCCAGAGGCGGCGGCAACGCCGGACACACCACCCGCCCAACUGCCUCCAGCCCCACCACCCAGCCAGCUGCUGGUCCCUUCUCUGCCAGUGUUCGUGGACCACGCAAAACAACCAAGCAAGGAACUCAUUAAGCCCAAAGCAAUUUUAGGGCGCCCAGUAGAGAGACCUGCAGAGGCUGCUGCUGCUGCUGCGGAGGCUGCUGGUGCUGCUGCUGAAGAGUGCCCGGCAUUGGGCACCAGGGGAGUUGGAGUCAAAAACCAUCGCUGUCAGCGGAUCCGAGCCAGCCGAGAAGCAGGCUCACGGUUUGCCAUGGAGGGCUUGGAUGAUAAACUGAUCCUGAACGUGGGGGGCAUGCGCCACGAGACCUACAUCAGCACCGUGCGGGCCUUCCCAGGCACCCGCCUCUACAAGCUGACCGAGCCACCCCCGCCUGGCAGUCCGGCUGCUCAGGGUCCACCCGUCCGAGAGUUUUUCUUUGACCGUAAUCCUGAGCUCUUUAGCUAUGUGCUGGGCUACUACCGUACUAGGCAGCUGCACUGCCCCAAUGACGUUUGUCGGGAUGUCCUAGAGGAGGAGCUGGCUUAUUGGGGCCUGGCGGAAGCGCCUUUGGCACCUUGCUGCUGGCUCAAGCUAAGUGGCAGGGAGACCCGGACCCAGGACUUCCUCUCCUGGGAGGCCUGUGAGAACGCCCACCUAGAUGAACGUCUUCUGCUGAACCCCAUGGAAGGCCAGGGACUGCGGAAUGCUUGGAAGCCAUGGCUCUGGGUGCUUCUUGAUCAACCCCAGUCUUCCCUAGGAGCGAAGUGCCUUUCCCUGAUCUCCACACUCUUUGCUGUGUGUGCCCUGGUCAUCUUCUUCCAGGAGACAGAGGUUCAGCUGGAUUACUUCUCUGCCAACUUCACUCCUAUGGGACAUGGGGCAGGGGUGGGAGGAAACCAGCAGCAGCAGCAGCAGCAGCAAAACAAUGGUCUUGUUUAUCGCCGUGCCCCCCACCUGCUCUACCUGGAAUUACUCUGUGCCCUUUGGUUUGGAACUGAGCUUUUUGCACGAGCCAUUUCCUGCCCUGAUAAGGUGCGCUUCCUGUGUAGCCCCCUCAACCUGGCUGACAUCUUCUGUUUGUUCCCUGUGCUGGUGGAAUUAGUGGUGGGUGACAAGGCUGAACGGCAGCCUCGCCUUAGCCUCACCCUUGGGGCCAUUCGUUCUCUCUAUGUCCUCAAGCUGGUUCGUCUCCUGGGUUUUCUUGAAAAGUCCCUGGCCCUGAGAGUCCUGGUUCAUACUCUCCAUUCCUCCUGGAAAGAGGUGUGUGCCUUUCUCCUGAUUUGGGUGGCUGAAAUCUUAUUCUUUGGCUCACUCUUCCUCUAUGGGGAGCUUUUGGGCAUGUCAACCCCAGGACAGAGUGAGCUCCACUUUGGAGACAUCUUUACCUGUCUCUGGUGGACUGUUAUAACUCUCACCACUGUCGGCUAUGGAGACAUCUACCCACUCUCUGCUAUGGGCCAGCUCACUGCUGCUGUCACAGCCACCGUGGGCAUGUGCACUGGUGUCUUGCUGGUGCCUGUGCUCCUGGUCCGCUUCCAGCGCUAUUAUGCUGUAGCCCUGGCUCGCCAGAAACUAAGGCCCAGUGGGAUCCUAUAAUAGGCCCACUGGUCAAGAGGGGUGGAGCCCACCUUCCUGUACUUCCUCUUGCCAGUUUUUGGUUACAGAUUAGGAUUUCCGGCUUUGGAUUUGGCAAAGAAUCCUUCAGGAGCAGCCCCAGGUCAUGACAAUUCCUGCUAGUCAGGAUCAGAUAAAUAUCACCUAUAGGUCAGACUCCUCAUCCUCAUCAAGGGAAGAAGGAGCUUAGGGACAAGGCUAGUUAGUUCUUACAUUCCCCUGCCCCACCCUAGGCCCUUCUCUGAAUACCAGAAUGACCAGGAAGGAUAGAGUGUAGUUCUUCCUGGAUUGGUGCUAUAUCCCCCUCUCAACUAGAUCUCCCUUCACAUUCACUCAUCCCUUUCUGCCCAACUGGACCCUAGUCUAGAUGGGAGACUUUUGCAUGAUGGUAGCCAUAGUAUAUCAAGAUUGGUUGCCCAUGUCAAUGGUGAUUGGCUGUGGGUAUCAAUGAUAAUUGUCUGUGAAUAUCUGACAGCAACUGGUUAUGGGUAUUGAUGACAAUUUGUACUUUCAGUGCCCAGAAAUAGCCAGAUUGUAGCAUUGCUCUCUCUCUCCGUACUGCUCCUGGGACAAAUGUUCCUUAGAGGCAGAAGGAGGCCUUUGAAGAGUCUCAGAGACUCCAAUCAGAUGCAGGUCAGCCACGUCUGAACCCGAAGCACUCUUAAGUCCAUGACCUCCUCAUCCCAUUAUAUCCUUGCCCAAUUCUGCCUCAUCCCCUCUUCUCCCCAUCUUUGAUUUUUUUCAUAAUAUUUUAGAUUUAGUAUUAGCCAUCAUUAAUCAAAAUAUAUUAGUCAAUAUUAACCACAGUAUCUCAGUCAUGAUAACAGUAUGUAGUCACUAAUAGACAUAAAAUGUUAUCAUUGCAUAUUGUUUGGACAGGAAUGAGGAAACUGGGAUUGUGGACAAGAGUACACAAACAAUUUCCUCUUCCAUAUUUUUUUCUUUUUUUUUUUAAUUUUACUCCUUUACAAUUCUUUUUUUUUCUUCCAAAUACUUUUCAGUACCCACAACGGGUCUACCUCCAAUCCUCGCUGCUAUUGAAUAUUCCCACCUUCCAACCUCUUCCUCUUCUUUUUUUUUUUUUUUUUUACUACCUGUAUGCUCUUCCCUCCUGGCUUUCCCAUGGUGUUCCCCACCAUGCACCUCUCUUGGAACUGGCUUCCAGGAGAGACAGAAGGGACCUACUCAGGUCUAACUUCAAAUCAAGCCACUGGGUUGUCUGAACAAGUAACCCAGGCAACUAGGCAGAGCCGGGAGGUUGAAUUGAGCCCUCACUGUUGCUGAAGCUGUGAGCAUAAUUCUGUUUACAAAACUUUUAAAUAAAAUAUCCUUUGAUAUCUCUA
Marmota monax (woodchuck) is the source of this 8480-nucleotide messenger RNA. RefSeq names its product potassium voltage-gated channel subfamily C member 1-like. The transcript has 5 exons. Bases 5464 to 7119 code for a protein of 551 amino acids. Gene Ontology annotation, molecular function: protein binding; delayed rectifier potassium channel activity. Gene Ontology annotation, biological process: potassium ion transmembrane transport; protein homooligomerization. Lineage: Eukaryota; Metazoa; Chordata; Mammalia; Rodentia; Sciuridae. The record is from RefSeq and is a predicted model, not a curated record. Gene Ontology annotation, cellular component: neuronal cell body membrane; voltage-gated potassium channel complex; dendrite membrane.